Labrus mixtus (cuckoo wrasse) is the source of this 2320-nucleotide messenger RNA. RefSeq names its product neuronal vesicle trafficking associated 2 (gene nsg2). Gene Ontology annotation, biological process: clathrin coat assembly; G protein-coupled dopamine receptor signaling pathway; endosomal transport. Lineage: Eukaryota; Metazoa; Chordata; Actinopteri; Labriformes; Labridae. Gene Ontology annotation, cellular component: membrane; endosome. The record is from RefSeq and is a predicted model, not a curated record. Gene Ontology annotation, molecular function: clathrin light chain binding. The transcript has 5 exons. Bases 329 to 904 code for a protein of 191 amino acids.
UCCAGCGGCUGGUUGAAGCAGCAGCAGCAGCAGAAGCAGCAGAAGAAGAGGCUCUGUGUUUGUUUGGAUUAGGGGGUUGGGCUGCCUGCUGGUAGGAAACCGCCGCCAGACAUCCAGUUCGUCCCCGGCGGUGCAGCGUUGCUUUCCCGCAGCCUCAGCAGCAUCGACUCCGCAGCGCAGCCUCCAGCCUCACCUGCUCCUCAUCUGCGCCGUUCCUCCGCCUCUGUCCAGACACAAACACUGCAGCACGCAGGGAGACGGACGGACAAGGACGACCGGCUGAGCAGUCUUCAGGGAAAUAAGGGAAUAUAUUGAAGGUCGGUGAAAGAUGGUGAAACUGGGGAGUAAUCUUCAGGACAAAGGGGCCAAACCUGUGAGCGUGGAGGACGGCUUUCAGAAUGUGCCCCUCAUCACUCCUCUGGAUGUUGGCAGCCUGCAGGGCCAAGCACCUGAAAAGGUGAGCAGCCCCCACAGCCUCAGCGAUGUGGUGGUGAAAACUCGCACGGAGUACCAGACAGAGAAGAAGAGGCUGAAGGUGCCAAAGGUGGAGGAGUUCACCAUCAGCUUCACUGACGGUGUGUCUGAGAGACUGAAGGUGACGAUUCUGAUCAUCCUGGCCCUGGCCUUUCUCGCCUGCAUUGUGUUCCUGGUGGUUUAUAAAGCCUUCACCUACGACCACGCCUGCCCAGAUGGAUUCAUUUAUAAGCACAAACGGUGUAUCCCAGCCUCUCUUGAGGCCUACUACGCCGCCCAGGAUGCCAACUCGAGGGGCCGUUUUUACACAGUGAUCAGCCACUACAGCAUGGCCAAGCAGACCACCUCGCACUCUGUCUCCCCCUGGCUGCCUGGAGGAGCAGGGGGGCAGCAGCGUGACGCUAAACCCCCGGCUGGCGAGGGUCACUGAGUUAGCUGAACGGUUAAUGGGUGUUGUACACAAUUACAAACACAUGCAGACAGAAAACAGAGACAGGGAAAUAUCAAGGCUUACACACACGCACACACACACACACACGCGCACACACACACACACACACACACACACACACACAUUCACACACAUACACACACACACAUUCACACAUGUAGGUAAUAAUUUUUGAAAUAGACAAAAGAGACACAAAACCAGUAUAUAAUGCAGAUAUAGAGAGAAAACAUGCAUGCAGACAAAUCCACACAAAGAACAUGCUAGGUUAUUGUCUGAUUUACAUCGACUUCCCAUUUUUGUGCUCAAUCUAUUAUCAAGGGAAACCAUUGAACCUUUGCUCUCUUGUGAUUAUCAUUGUCUGCUGAUACACACACGUGCACACACACACACACACACACACACACACACACACACACACACACACACACACACACACACACACACACACAAAGUCUGCUCUCUCAUUACCAUGCCUAUUCCCCACCUCUAGUUUAUGAUUUAUUUAUUGACUGUCAGGUUAUAUUUAUUUUUUAACUGUAAUGUAUUGAUGAUUUUUAUUUCAUUAUCUGACUCAUCUGUAAAAAGACACAACUUAGUGCUGAAAUUCAAGCAUCUUCAUAGUGAGAACCUCUGGAAUAUCCACUCUUUUGUUUUUCAAGUGCAUACACUGUAGUUACUGUAUAUUUAUCUACAGCCCGCUUGCUUUCUCGCUUAGUUCAGUCACCUCUGUCACACACACAUACACAGCCUACUGGAAACAAAAAAACUAACAUGAUCUGGUUUUGCCGUAACACAUUUUCAAACACAACAUCUCACCUUUACUGUCCAAGGAAGCUUCUACGCUCAUUUCCAAAUCCGGAGGUGAUUGAAUGAAUUUUUUCCAUCAUGGCUGUUUGAUAGCUCUCAUAACAUGACAUGUGCUGUGCUCUACAUUUGAAAUCCCAUAGUGAACUGAGCUGUACAUACAAUUGUGCGUUCAAGCUAGUUUUGUGUUUUUGCCUUGUAGUAGCUUUUAUUAGAAGGUUAUUCUUGCUUUUUUUUCACAAAACCUACAGUUUACUUACAUACUGCUUCAGCUGCCAGUCCUGUUGCUCCAUUAAAAACAACAUUGCAGAUGGAAAAGGAAAUACCAGUGCAUAAGACCAUAUCUUGCCAAAACAGUUUGUUUUCAGCUCUGUUUUAAUAUGUUUAUCGAUGGGCUUAAACUGCAGCCAAUCUUUUUUUUCCAUCUACUGUUAUUUUUCAAUUUGCAAUGUUGGAUCUGUUGUCAAGAGCGCCUUUAUGGGGUAUUGUGAUGUUGUUAGUUGAUAUGUAGCGAUACUUGAUGUAAUUUGUGCAUCCUUGUUCCUCUCUUCUCUUGGUUUGAAUUCAAAAUAAAACAAGCUGUGACCUGUG